This is a messenger RNA of Orcinus orca (killer whale), 3739 nucleotides long. It is a transcript of the gene GMEB2, whose product is annotated as glucocorticoid modulatory element binding protein 2. The transcript has 11 exons. Bases 199 to 1809 code for a protein of 536 amino acids. Lineage: Eukaryota; Metazoa; Chordata; Mammalia; Artiodactyla; Delphinidae. Gene Ontology annotation, molecular function: DNA-binding transcription activator activity, RNA polymerase II-specific; RNA polymerase II cis-regulatory region sequence-specific DNA binding. Gene Ontology annotation, cellular component: nucleus. The record is from RefSeq and is a predicted model, not a curated record. Gene Ontology annotation, biological process: positive regulation of transcription by RNA polymerase II.
CGAAUCCCCAACAAGGAGCGGAGCCCGCGGCCGCCGCCGCCGCAGCCGCUGCCGCCGCCGCCGCCCGCCCGCUGGCGCCCGCGCAGGCCCGGCCGCGGCCCAGCUCCUGGCAACCACCAUUCCACUGUCUGCUUCUCCGCGUUUGACUAUUAUAGAUUCCUCAUGCCCGGUGCCCUGGCACCUCCUGUCCGCUGAGCCAUGGCCACCCCCGACGUGAGCGUCCACAUGGAGGAGGUGGUGGUGGUAACGACGCCCGACACGGCGGCGGAUGGCAGCGGCAUGGAGGAGGUGAAGACCGUGCUGGUCACCACCAACCUGGCCCCGCACGGGAGUGACCUGACGGAGGGUAACAUGGAGACGGAAAACGCCGCGGCAGCUGCUGCAGCCGCGUUCACAGCGUCCUCGCAGCUCAAGGAGGCCGUGUUAGUGAAGAUGGCUGAAGAGGAGGAGAGCCUGGAGGCCGAGAUCGUGUACCCCAUCACCUGCGGGGACAGCAGAGCCAACCUGAUCUGGAGGAAGUUUGUGUGCCCCGGCAUCAAUGUGAAGUGUGUUCAGUACGAUGAGCAUGUCAUCAGCCCCAAGGAGUUUGUGCACCUGGCCGGCAAGUCCACCCUGAAGGACUGGAAGCGAGCCAUCCGCAUGAACGGCAUCAUGCUCAGGAAGAUCAUGGACUCCGGGGAGCUGGACUUCUACCAGCAUGACAGGGUCUGCUCCAACACCUGCCGCAGCACCAAGAUCGACCUCUCGGGGGCCCGUGCAUCCCUGGGCAGCCCCACGCCUGCCGAGUACAUCCCGCUCACGCCUGCCACGGCCGAUGUGAACGGUGCUCCUGCCACUAUCACCAUCGAGACUUGUGAGGACCCUGGGGACUGGACCACAGCCGUCGGAGAUGACACGUUUGCCUUCUGGCGAGGGCUGAAGGACGCAGGCCUGCUGGACGAGGUCAUACAGGAGUUCCACCAGGAGCUGGUGGAGACCAUGAAGGGUCUGCAGCAGCGGGUCCAGGACCCUCCCCUGCAGCUCCGAGACGCCGUCCUCCUCAACAACAUCGUGCAGAACUUCGGCAUGCUGGACCUCGUGAAGAAGGUGCUGGCCAGCCACAAGUGCCAGAUGGACCGCUCGCGGGAGCAGUACGCCCGCGACCUGGCAGCCCUGGAGCAGCAGUGUGACGAGCACCGCCGUCGGGCCAAGGAGCUCAAGCACAAGUCGCAGCACCUCAGCAACGUGCUCAUGACGCUGACGCCUGUCUCCCUGCCCCCCCCCGUGAAGCGGCCCCGGCUCGCAAGGGCCACGUCCGGGCCGGCCGCCAUCGCCUCGCAGGUGCUCGCCCAGUCCGCCCAGAUCGCCCUGACCCCCGGUGUGCCCGUCUCCCAGCUCACCAGCGUGCCGCUGGGCAAAGUGGUGUCCACCCUGCCCUCCCCCAUGCUGGGCAAGGCCAUGCCCCAGGCUGCUCCGGCAAGCUCCCCCGCUUCACCGCUGCUUGGGGGCUACACGGUGCUGGCCUCCUCGGGCACUACCUUCCCCAGCACGGUGGAGAUCCACCCGGACGCGUCCAGCCUCACGGUCCUGAGCACAGCCGCCAUGCAGGACGGCAGCACUGUGGUCAAGGUGGUGAGCCCGCUGCAGCUGCUCACCCUGCCCGGCCUGGGCCCCACCCUGCAGAACGUGGCCCAGGUGUCGCCCGGGGGCAGCACCAUCGUGACGGUGCCCACGGGGGCUGUUGAGAGCGCCGUGGCCGCCCCGGGACCCGAGGAGCACACGGCCACCAUCGAGGUGGCCGCCAUGGCGGAGGGCCAUGAGCACAAGUAGCCGUUGGCGGAGGGCGAGGCCCCUCGUGAGCACAGGGCUGGCCGCCUCUCCUCAGGCCGUGGCUGGCCGGGAGCACAGCGCUGGCGCCCGGCGGGCCACGCGGGGCUGCUGAACCAAAGAGAGGAAACGCCAAAACAGACGGAGAGGAGAGGAGAGGGACGUGGCAGCAGCCUGAGACGGGUCCCCGGGUUCUGAGCCUCCUCCCCUGUUUUCUGGGAAAUAUAUUUUUCCAUCUGUUGCUUAUUAAUACUGUUUACAUGUGGGGCCUUGGUCAGGAGCCAGGCCGGGGAGGCCAAGGGGGCCCAGGUGCAGCUGGCAGCAGAAGCAGGGCGGGGGGCGGGGCCUGGCCCACCGGCUGGGCCGGGCCGUUACUGACACGUGUCUUGGGAACUGUCCCAAGUGUGGAAACCCAUGGAUCCUAUGGAUUUGGUCUCUUCCCACAGUUUUCUGUAGGUUUAGCGUGGCCAGCGCCCUGUUCUCCCACCUCUGGAACAGGCAUCAGUGGUGCUGCAGGGCACCCAGGGGUCGGGGUGCAGACCCCGGGGCACCUGCCUGGCCAGAGGGGCCGAGGGGCCUGAGCAGCACAGGCCGGGGGGGGGCACCCCGCCCCCACUCCUGCCUGGCAGGUGCUCAGGGGCUCAGGGGCCAUUGCACACGCUCUGGGGGUAUUUUUAAGUGAACUCCUUAGUAGGCUUCUAGGAAGAGUCAGGUUUAUAGUGUUUUCAACCUAAACGACGCUGAGUGCCUAGGCUUCCCGAUCUGUUCUGGGUUCCAGAGUGUUUUGUACACAGGGACUGUCGGGAAGGCCCCAGGGGAGCAAGAUGGUGGGCGUCCCCCGCGGCUUUGGCCUGAGGAGGGCGCGUGGAAAGAACAAGCAGGGGCUCUGGAGGGUUCACUCCCAGUUGGGACGCGCCUCAGGUCAGGGCUCGUGAUCCCCUGUGUUCAGCGUGCUGGUGGGGCCCCCUCCUGGAGGCGGGCGUUCGGGGCCAGUGCUGGGUGAGGUGGGGGCACCCAGAUGCUCGCGGGAAGGAUGUCCGUGGGCCAGUCGGCCCUCUGCCCUUCUGGUUGUGGACUCAGGAGGAAGACCAGGGAGGGGCCUUCCUGCAGGCCUUGAGCCACUGCAGCAGAGGGUCCCCACGGGCACCCUGGGCCUCCUGUCUGUCACCUGUGGAGACCCAGAGAGAAGCCACUGCCCGCCUCGCACUUUGAAGGGAACUGGGCUCCGUCCAUCCAUCCAUCCGUCCUUCCGUCUGUCAGGCGGCCUGGACGCCCCCUCAGCACCCUCGCCCCGCGUCAAGCACCGAGGCUGUUUUGUUUCUGUCAGGUCCGGUUGGCCGUUGUCUCGGGCCUGCUGGUUUCAGCGCGGUGUCACUUCCCUGUUUGCUACACGCUCCUCUUCCAGGCGCGUCUCAUACACGUGUGGUGGGAGCCCGUGGGCUAGGCGCCCAGCCCGUCCCGAGUCUGGCUCAGACCGUAUCAGAACGCGUCGCGAGUGGAGCCGGGCGUCUUGUGCUUGGAGCCUCUCCGGUCAGACCUGCCACCUCUCGGAAGCCGCCCCGCCCGCAGGCCACGUGGCACCGGGAGGAAAGUUGGUUUCAGAGCCACACGGACGGAAGCCACCGACAGCUGCUCCUGUGGACACCGGCGCCUGGCGGGCCCUGAACCCGGGGUGUGGGGAGGGGCCCACUGUCCUCCAGGAAACCUCAGCCCACUGUGGGGUCGGGCCAUCUCGCUGUCGCCACCCGCCACUUCCCCCUUCCACCCACUGGGUGCGUGCAGGCUGUCCCGGCUCGGGCGUCUGGGAAGGUAGAACCGGAUCUGUGGGGCUCGGAGGCAGCCUGGGGAAGGGAGGCAUCUGAGUUCUACUUUGUAUGUUGUUUUGCAAGUAUCUGCUUGGUACUUUGAUUUAAAAUAAAAACGUUUUUCAUAA